AACCUCAUUGGACUAACAUCAAUAAUCAAUAAAAAUGUUCUUUAAGGUUGUGAGUCUUCUGGCUUUAGCCGUGGUGGUGGUUGCUCAACACGGUCAUGAGCACGCUCACUCAUCGCAGCACAUCUCCAAGCACGACGGACACCCGCACGUGGUCACCAUCCACGACCACCAUGGACAUGAAAAGCACGUCGACUAUUACACUCAUCCAAAAUACGAGUUCGAGUACAAAGUGGAUGACCAUCACACGGGCGACCACAAGACCCAGCAAGAGCAUCGCGACGGCGACGUUGUCAAGGGCUUCUACAGCUUGCACGAGCCUGAUGGUUCCAUCAGACACGUCCACUACCACGGCGACAAGCACACCGGUUUCCAUGCCGAUAUCAAACACAGCACGCAUCACAUCGUUCCCGAGCAUCACCACCAUCUGAUGAUGGUGCUCAGGAAUAAUGUGCUUGACAUCGACGUGGUAGUUGGACUUGGUGUCGUCGCCGUCGCGGUGCUCGUGCUGCGCCUUGUGGUCGCCCGUGUGAUCGUCGUCCACUUUGUAGCUAUCGGUAGACAAUAUAAAAACAACGUUUUGUUUUCAACAGGUAUCAGUUGGACUACAAACUUCAAACGCUUCUACACUUUAUUAAAAAUGUCUCUUAAGGUUUUGUGCCUCGCAGCCGUUUUGGGAGUGGUGGCAGCCCAGCACGGACACGGCCACGCGUACUCCUCGCAGCACAUAUCCAAGCACGACGGACACCCUCAUGAGGUUAUCAUCCACGAUCAUCACGGACAUGAAAAGCACGUCGAUUAUUAUACUCAUCCCAAAUACGAGUUCGAGUAUAAAGUAGACGACCACCACACUGGCGACCACAAGACUCAGCACGAGCAUCGUGAUGGCGACGUCGUCAAGGGCUUCUACAGCCUGCACGAGCCCGACGGCUCCGUCAGGGACGUGCACUACCAUGGCGAUAAGCAUACUGGUUUCCAUGCGGACAUCAAGCACAGCACCCACCACAUUGUUCCUGAGCAUCAUCAUUACCACCAUUAAUGUAUAAUUACUGUGUUAAUGUUUGAAUCUGUUAAUCUGUGUUCACGUUCUGUUAUUUACAAAUAAGCUAUGGAUUGAAAUAAAAUCAUAGUUAAUAAU
This is a messenger RNA of Cydia pomonella (codling moth), 1135 nucleotides long. RefSeq lists its product as uncharacterized. The coding region runs from base 35 to 1036 and encodes 333 amino acids. Lineage: Eukaryota; Metazoa; Arthropoda; Insecta; Lepidoptera; Tortricidae. Gene Ontology annotation, cellular component: extracellular matrix. The transcript has 9 exons. The record is from RefSeq and is a predicted model, not a curated record.